Molecule: messenger RNA, 1677 nt
Organism: Aspergillus fijiensis CBS 313.89
Lineage: Eukaryota; Fungi; Ascomycota; Eurotiomycetes; Eurotiales; Aspergillaceae
Product: glycerophosphocholine acyltransferase
Exons: 2
Coding region: 1-1677 (558 amino acids)
Biological process (GO): phosphatidylcholine biosynthetic process
Source: RefSeq, a predicted model, not a curated record
AUGGGAAUGCUAACUAUAGGUCGUUUUCUCAGCCGGCCUUAUCCACACAACCGUGACGGCCCUACGAUUUUCUCCUUCGAACAGAGACUCAUGAUGGAGGAAGGCAGUGGAUCCUCCGAAUUCAGAAAGACAGAGUCGCUAGUCAGCGGCGACUCUCCUGCCCUUCAGGCCGCGAUGGCUGAAGAGCUGUCCGACGCGGACGAAGCUCCAGGAACCCCCGAUACCUUCUACUCACCGCCAGCUUCACCUGGUCGACUUUCGCGCAACCCCUCCUUCUCCUAUCAUGAUGACUGGGAGACGUUUCCGGCCCUGGACCAGCUGAGCGUCUUCGAUCUGCUGGACAAUUUCUCUCUAUCCCAGAGGCUGGAGAAGCUGCAGCAAGCUUUGAAUGCACAGAAGGCAAAGGUGCAGAAACAACGCGAGAAACUCAAGUCGUCCUCUUUGAAUGCUAAAGAACGUGUCGUGGGAGAAUGGAAAAGAAGGGUUCCGACGGCCGAUGAGCGGCUUGACAAGUAUCGUCGGCGAAUGAAGACUGGCGUGGAGAGACUGGGCAAGCAAUGGAACGCAACCGCAACUGUGACCCUGCGCGAAAAGAUCUCCUUCAUAGCCGGUGUCCUCAACAUAUUCAUCAGUGGCUAUCUUCUCGGAGGAUGGCCGGAGUGGUUCUACAUCUGGUUCAGCGUACAGUUGGCGUAUUUCAUGCCCAUUCGAUACUAUGGGUACCAUAAGCGAGGCUACCACUACUUCCUCGCCGAUUUGUGCUACUUUGUCAAUCUGCUCUGCAUGCUGAGCAUCUGGGUCUUUCCCGGCUCGAAGCGACUGUUCAUCAGCACCUUCUGUCUGACGUUUGGCAACAAUGCGGUGGCUAUUGCCAUGUGGCGGAACUCUAUGGUAUUCCACAGUAUGGACAAGGUAGUCAGUCUGUUCAUCCAUAUAAUGCCACCGGUGACUCUGCAUUGUCUGGUCCAUUUGACAUCUGCCGCCACUUUGAAAGCAAGGUUCCCGGCCAUUUAUGCUAUUAAGUUUAGCGAACCCGGGUCUCCCGACCAUUUCACACUCCUCGAAAUGAUGGGGUGGGCAACUGUGCCAUACAUGAUCUGGCAGGCUGCCUAUCACUGCUUUAUCACAGUCCGACGCGCGGAGAAGAUUGCUGCCGGGCGCCCGACCAGCUUCACCUGGCUCCGCAAGUCCUACGCAAAGACCUGGUUGGGCAAAUUCGUCUUGAGCCUCCCUGAAUCCCUGCAAGCCCCGGCUUUCAUGCUGAUUCAAUAUUUCUACGCAAUUCUAACGAUGAUCCCGUGCCCUCUUUGGUUUUGGUCUCGCUGGGCCAGUGGAGCUUUCCUCACCGCCCUCUUCAUUCUUAGUGUGCACAACGGUGCCACAUAUUACAUUGACAUCUUUGGCAAGCGCUUCCAGAAAGAGCUGGAGGAACUCAAGAAAGAUGUGGCGCGGUGGCAUUCGUCUCCCGAGGGAGCCAUCAGCCCAAUGCUGCUACCGUCUGACCAGGGCGCAUCUUCUGCCGACAAGGCCCACGCUGAGUCGACUAUCGCCGGAAGCGCUGAGCCCAACAAGGCUAGCAUUGAUGCAAUCCCUCUUCUGGAUGCCCCUGCGGCUUCUACUGGUGUUGAGAGCGCUGCAGUUCCCAGCAACGACUCCACUGUGCGAGAAAGAUCGUGA